GCGGGGACGCCGCCGACGCCAUCCGCGGGUACCUCAGCCACAAGGUCGACUCGCUGCAACUCAGAGACACAGGUUCCGAAGUCCCAUUCGAGUGUCGCGGCGCGGGGCAUCACACAAAUGUUCAGUGAGCGACGCGAACCACUAAAGAGAAGCAGGGAAGGAACGUUUGCCUCGAUACCGUACUUAUUAACAUGGUUACAAACUCUUCACAAGAAUAAAACUUUGUAUUAGGCAGCAACGGAAAAACGCAAAGAUGGCGGAGGGCCCACAGACAAUAUGGCAAAGGAUCGACAACUCCACGAUCCCCAUGAUUAAUUUAGAGGUGCGGGAGGUGCGCGAGAUCCUCUGGGAGAAGAUAAAGGAGCCGACGUCGCAGAGGAAGAUCAUCCUGGUGAUCGUGUCGAUCGCGCUGCUGCUGGACAACAUGCUGUACAUGGUGAUAGUGCCCAUCAUCCCGGACUACUUGCGGUACAUCGGCGCGUGGGGCGAGGCGGGAAUGGACCACGUCGUUACGCUGCCCCCUAUCAAGGAGGGCAACAGGACUAUAAUUCCGACGCAGAUUAUACCGGCGUCCCACGAGGGCCAGGACUCGGCGACCGGCAUCCUCUUUGCCUCGAAAGCUAUAGUUCAACUUAUGAUAAACCCAUUCUCCGGUGCCUUAAUCGACCGCAUAGGUUACGACAUACCUAUGAUGAUUGGUCUUAUUAUAAUGUUUCUUUCCACUUCGAUAUUCGCUUGUGGUCGAAGUUACGGUAUGUUAUUCUUCGCGAGGAGUCUCCAGGGCGUCGGUUCAGCGUUUGCUGAUACCUCCGGCCUGGCCAUGAUUGCCGACCGGUUCACCGAAGAGGCGGAGCGCUCCAAGGCCCUGGGUAUCGCGCUUGCCUUCAUCAGCUUCGGCUGCCUCGUCGCACCCCCAUUUGGUGGAGCUCUGUACCAAUUCGCCGGGAAGGAGGUGCCAUUUUUAAUUCUCGCGCUGAUAUCUUUGAUGGACGGGUUUAUGUUAUUGCUUGUUAUGAAGCCUUUGAAAACCCAAAUGAAGGAGGCGAACGAGCCGAAGCCGAACGGGACGCCGAUUUGGAAACUUCUAAUGGAUCCCUACAUCGCGGUGUGCGCCGGCGCCCUCAUGAUGUCUAAUGUGGCGCUCGCAUUCUUGGAGCCGACUAUUUCGCUGUGGAUGGAAGAUAAUCUCACCAAAGAGAACUGGAAGAUCGGCAUGAUAUGGCUGCCGGCAUUCUUCCCGCACGUCCUUGGAGUUAUAAUAACAGUUAAGAUGGCGAGAAAAUAUCCCCAGCAACAGUGGCUAAUGGCCGCCGGCGGCCUGGCGCUAGAGGGCUUGUGCUGCUUCAUUAUACCUUUUGCAACAUCCUACAAGAUGUUGAUGAUACCUAUUUGUGGGAUCUGUUUUGGGAUUGCUCUGAUCGACACCGCCCUGUUGCCCACGCUCGGCUACCUGGUCGACGUGCGGUACGUCUCUGUCUAUGGUAGCAUCUACGCCAUCGCCGACAUAUCGUACUCCUUCGCUUACGCCGUCGGUCCCAUUAUAGCAGGAGAAGUUGUGGAAAUGAUCGGCUUCACGGCUUUAAAUCUCUUCAUCGCCUUCAGCAACCUCCUGUAUGCGCCCGUUCUGAUGUACCUGCGGCACAUCUAUGACUUCAAGCCGUUUGAAAACGAGGCCAACAUACUGAUGUCCGACCCGCCGGACAAGGAGUACCAGACGUACAGUAUGCAGGACCAAAAGCCGGUCAACGGGGAAUUUAAGAACCACCUGGAGUACUCCAACAUGUCCGGGCAAAUUGAGCCGGUGCAGGAGUCGAACGUCGACAUAAGCACGGCCGGGGAGCAUUACCAGGGCUACCAGAACUACGGUCAGGGCUACGAACAGCAGCAAGGACCGCCGCAGCACACCACCGCCCCACGCCAGCUGCCUGCACAGCCGCAACCCUCACCAAGCAACCCCUUCCGUGCCGCCUCCGUGCCCGCGCAGCCGGCACAGCAAGCGCCCGCUGCACCCGCCCCUGGCCCGGUCCGGAAUCCCUUCCGACAGGGCUUCUAGAUUGUUUUAAUUCGGUGUUGUUGUCUGUAAUUUAAAUUUACUUGUUGUGUAUUUAUAAAUGUGUAAUAGUUGAUGUUUACUCAUAUAUACUUCGAUCACUGAGCCGCACUCGCCGGCCGCCGGCCGCCGUCGCUUAGUCCGACUACAUGUUUAUCAUAUUUCGCUUCUUAUCAUAUAACGCCGACGACUGUUUACAAAAUGACGGCAAUGCACCGACACACAAUAUAACAGGAUAACUGAUUACGAACUACAUGUAAUGUUUCACAAAACUAUAAAGUUUCAAUAUGAACAUUAAGUACAUAUGUACACGUACAAGUGAAGUAGUUGUCGUCGUUUUGUGCGCAGCCGCGACGAGUUUCUUGUUGACAUUGUAUCGUUCAAGUACGACUACAUAUAUUAAAACUGUUGGUUAUGCCUUCUCAUAGUUAUAUUCGAUAUAAAAAUAUAUAAGACUCUUUGGAAAAAGUUAUAUUGAAUUACAUAUUUAAACUUUUAAUGAUUAUAUAUUAGGAUUAUACGCGACGUCAAAUGUGAAUUUUGACUCAUGUGAAAAUAUGUCACUGUAAAAACUGUCUAAGACAAAUGUAUGUAUGUUUGUAUGUAAUAUGGGGCAAGCAUAGCACUCUGUAGAUGCCACUCUAAGGCACACACGUGUAAGGCCUA
Messenger RNA from Papilio machaon (common yellow swallowtail), 2716 nucleotides. It is a transcript of the gene VAChT, whose product is annotated as vesicular acetylcholine transporter. Gene Ontology annotation, cellular component: AP-2 adaptor complex; AP-1 adaptor complex; membrane. Gene Ontology annotation, biological process: transmembrane transport; chemical synaptic transmission; xenobiotic transport. The transcript is spliced from 2 exons. Bases 254 to 2053 code for a protein of 599 amino acids. The record is from RefSeq and is a predicted model, not a curated record. Lineage: Eukaryota; Metazoa; Arthropoda; Insecta; Lepidoptera; Papilionidae. Gene Ontology annotation, molecular function: acetylcholine transmembrane transporter activity; xenobiotic transmembrane transporter activity.